Acanthisitta chloris (rifleman) is the source of this 531-nucleotide messenger RNA. Its product is annotated as cleavage and polyadenylation specificity factor subunit 7-like. Gene Ontology annotation, biological process: mRNA alternative polyadenylation. The transcript has 4 exons. The record is from RefSeq and is a predicted model, not a curated record. Gene Ontology annotation, cellular component: mRNA cleavage and polyadenylation specificity factor complex. Gene Ontology annotation, molecular function: mRNA binding. NCBI's taxonomy places the organism in Eukaryota, Metazoa, Chordata, Aves, Passeriformes, Acanthisittidae. Bases 1 to 531 code for a protein of 176 amino acids.
AUGUCCGAGGGAGUGGAUCUGAUUGACAUCUACGCCGACGAGGAGUUCAACCAGGACUCAGAGUUCAGUAAUGCUGACCAGAUGGAUCUGUAUGACGACGUGUUAGCCGCCAGCUCCCAGCCCCCAGAAAACCGCUCCGGCAGCAACGAGGCACCGCCAGAGAUCCGCCAGGAACCCUCUCCCAAGCCCAACAGCAAACCUCCCGCUAUCCUCUACACCUACAGCGGGCUCAGGAACAAGAGAGCUGCUGUCUACGUUGGGAGCUUCUCCUGGUGGACAACUGACCAGCAGCUGAUCCAGACCAUCCGCUCCAUCGGAGUCUACGACGUGGUGGAGCUGAAAUUCGCGGAAAACCGAGCCAAUGGCCAGUCCAAGGGCUACGCGGAGGUGGUGGUGGCCUCCGAGAACUCAGUCCACAAACUGCUGGAGCUCCUUCCUGGCAAGAUCCUGAACGGAGACAAGGUGGAGGUGAGGCUGGCGACCCGGCAGAACCUGUCGCAGUUCGAGGCUCAGGCUCGCAAACGUGAGUGA